Messenger RNA from Andrographis paniculata, 1284 nucleotides. Its product is annotated as WAT1-related protein At1g68170-like. The record is from RefSeq and is a predicted model, not a curated record. NCBI's taxonomy places the organism in Eukaryota, Viridiplantae, Streptophyta, Magnoliopsida, Lamiales, Acanthaceae. Gene Ontology annotation, molecular function: transmembrane transporter activity. The coding region runs from base 85 to 1146 and encodes 353 amino acids. The transcript is spliced from 7 exons. Gene Ontology annotation, cellular component: plasma membrane.
UGAUCAAAGUUGAAAAUUUGAAUCUAUCUAUCUAUCGAUCGAUCGAUCGAUCGAUCACAGCACAGAUUGAAAUAGGUUACAACAAUGGUGGAGAGGAAUGGAGCUGCAGUGGCAACAAUGGCAAUGGUGAUUGUGCAGCUGAUAUUUAGUAUACUGAAUAUUAGCUACAAACUUGCAGCCAACGAUGGCAUGCCUCUUCACUUGGUCAUAGCUUAUCGAUUUUUAUUUGGUUCUGUAGUCAGUAUUCUCCUCGCACUUCUCAUGGAGAGGAAAAAUUGCUCGAAAUUUAAGCUGAAGAUUGUGUUUUAUGGCUUCAUUUGUGGAUUGUUUGGUGGAUCAGUGGGACAAUAUUUAUCCUUAAAAGGUAUUGCAUUGACCUCAGCAACACUAGCUUCAGCCAUGUCAAAUCUUGGUCCUGCCAUUACAUUUAUUUUGGCCAUUUCUCUCAGAUUAGAGAGGCUGCGGUUGGACACCAUCGAAGGAAAAAUAAAGAUUUUUGCUGCUGCAGUGAGCAUAAGUGGAGCCAUAUUGCUUGCAGUAUACGAAGGGCCUGCAUUGAAUAUCGGAAAAACUAACAUUAAUCUUCUAGAGACGACAUCGACACAUCCUCAAGCUAAUCAUAACCAUAGCGGCCAUAAUUUAAUUUAUGGCACGCUCCUCGCCUUUCUAAAUACCGUCUGCUUUUCAUUUUUCUUGAUUAUUCAGUCUAAAGCCGCGGAGGAGUAUCCGUUUCCAUUAUCUCUCUCGGCGAUUAUGACAACUUGGGCAGCGAUUCAAGGAGUUGUCCUUGCAUUAAGCAUGGAAAGGAAUUGGAACGAAUGGAAAUUGGGAUGGAAUAUCAGAUUGUUCACAGUAUUUUCUAUGGGCAUUUUGACCUCUGGGUUGUCAUUUCCAUUGAUAGCAUGGUGUCUUCGUACUCGUGGACCGAUUUUUGUAUCUGCAUUCACUCCUCUAUGCCUCGUGUUUACGGUUGUUGCAGAACACUUGUUUCUGCAACAGAAACCACAUCUUGGGACGCUUUUGGGAUGCAUCAUAAUUGGAGGUGGAUUAUAUGUAUUACUAUGGGCAAAAGCUCAAGAAGCGAAAAAACAUGAAGACAAAUCGACAUGGCAACAAAAUGAAGAUACAUCCCAGCUUCCCAGCUGAUUUUGUGUGGUUGUGGAUUUAACACGAACAAUUUUCUGAUCAUCGACUAUAAUAAAAGGGCUUAGAAUUGGAUUUCGAAGUUGAAUAGAAUAUGAAUUUAAAAGAUGGUGUUGUUAAGCUUGCUAAUCUAAGUUUAAU